AUGGCGGCUCUAGAAAUGGUGGAGGUGGAGGCAGAGCCCAACAUCAGAGGCCCUGAGGUAGUCACCAUGGGGGAAAAUGACCCUCCAGCAGCCGAAGCCCCCUUCUCCUUCCGAUCCCUUUUCGGCCUGGAUGAUUUGAAAAUAACUCCCGUGGCACCAGAUGCAGAUGCAGUGACUGCACAGAUCUUGUCCCUGCUGCCCUUGAAGUUUUUUCCGAUCAUCGUCAUCGGGAUCAUCGCCUUGAUCCUGGUGCUGGCCGUCGGCCUGGGCAUCUACUUCGACUGCUCUGGCAAGUACAGGUGCCGUUCGUCUUUUAAAUGCAUUGAACUGGCAGCUCGAUGCGAUGGGGUCUCUGACUGCAAGGAUGCGGAGGAUGAGUACAGAUGUGUGCGGGUGAGUGGCCGGAGCGCAGCCCUCCAGGUAUUCACAGCUGCUGCGUGGAGGACCAUGUGUUCUGAUGACUGGAAGAGUCACUACGCCGUCAUCGCCUGCGCCCAGCUGGGGUUUCCCAGCUACGUGAGUUCAGACCACCUCAGGGUGGACGCAUUGGAGGAGCAGUUCCAGAGCGACUUUGUGUCCGUCAAUCACCUCUUGCCAGAUGACAAGGUGACCGCAUUACAUCACUCAGUGUACACAAGAGAGGGCUGUGCCUCGGGCCACGUGGUCACCUUGACGUGCUCAGCCUGUGGGCUGAGAACUGGCUACAGUCCUCGCAUCGUGGGUGGAAAUAUGUCCUCGCUUGCCCAGUGGCCCUGGCAGGUCAGUCUUCAGUUUCAAGGCUACCAUCUGUGUGGGGGCUCCGUCAUCACCCCGCUGUGGAUCGUCACUGCCGCGCAUUGUGUUUACGACCUGUACCUGCCCAAGUCCUGGACAGUCCAGGUGGGUCUCGUGUCCCUGGUGGACAGUCCUGCACCCUCCCAUCUGGUGGAGAAGAUCAUCUAUCACAGCAAGUACAAGCCAAAGCGGUUGGGCAAUGACAUUGCUCUCAUGAAGCUGGCCGGGCCGCUCACCUUCGAUGAGAUGACCCAGCCCAUCUGUCUACCCAACUCUGAAGAGAACUUCCCCGAUGGAAAACUGUGCUGGACGUCAGGAUGGGGGGCCACGGAGGACGGAGGUGACGCCUCCCCUGUCCUGAACCACGCGGCUGUUCCUUUAAUUUCAAACAAGAUCUGUAACCACAGGGACGUGUACGGUGGCAUCAUCUCCCCAUCCAUGCUCUGCGCAGGCUAUUUGAAGGGUGGCGUGGACAGCUGCCAGGGAGACAGCGGGGGGCCCCUGGUGUGCCAGGAAAGAAGGCUGUGGAAGCUGGUGGGUGCGACAAGCUUUGGCAUUGGGUGUGCGGAGACGAACAAGCCCGGGGUCUACACCCGCAUCACCUCCUUUCUGGACUGGAUUCAUGAGCAGCUGGAGAGAGACCUGAAGACUUGA
Messenger RNA from Nannospalax galili (Upper Galilee mountains blind mole rat), 1428 nucleotides. It is a transcript of the gene Tmprss3, whose product is annotated as transmembrane serine protease 3. Gene Ontology annotation, cellular component: membrane. Gene Ontology annotation, molecular function: serine-type endopeptidase activity; protein binding. The coding region runs from base 1 to 1428 and encodes 475 amino acids. Gene Ontology annotation, biological process: proteolysis; acrosome reaction. The transcript is spliced from 13 exons. The record is from RefSeq and is a predicted model, not a curated record. NCBI's taxonomy places the organism in Eukaryota, Metazoa, Chordata, Mammalia, Rodentia, Spalacidae.